AUGUCUUUGCAGUCCUCUAAGAGCGAUAGUACUCGGGCUCUAACCCCAGAUAUCAGUGAUAGUGAUGAUGGUGAUUUGAGCGAUGGUACAGUUGAUCGUCAAUUAUCGUCCAAGAUUUUACCCGCGAAAACUAAGUUCGAUUUCUCCGUCGUUGACGUCUUCACUCGAACUCCUGGAAAGGGUUGCCGAAUUGCAAUGAUUGCUCUCGAUGUAGGUAAAGCUGAAUUCCUUUUACAUCUUGAGAGAAAAUUGCUCGUCGAACGCUACGAUUGUCCAGCUGUUAUUUUAUAUGCGAAUGGUGAGGGGAUGUCUGACUUCUUUAUUGAAAAUCGCUGCAAAGAUGAUGCCGAAACAAAUUCGGAACCAUUCGAGACAUCACAGGUUGUUCUUGCACUGAAUUAUCUUUUCAACAAGGCAGAAGCAGACGACAAGGUACAAAAAAUGGGUAAACAUACUCGGAAAUUUCUAGGUGGUGCUAAAGAUUUUGUGUUUAUAAAUUAUCCUCAACAGCAUUAUGUACAACUAGAAAAGCGUCGGGUAGAUGAUUGGUUCGAAAUAAUACCAUAUCGAGCAAGAUCCGACACGCCGUUCAAAGAUAGGACGAUGGGAUAUAGGAGAGUGCAUCUUUCAAAUUCGACGAUAAUCGAUUCCAACUUCGCGGACGAGUUAAGGAAAGAUAUUUCCAGGAAUCCUGUUUUUGUCUAUCAAGUUGGAGGUAUUGGAUUCACUCUCAUAAAUCUGUAUACAAUCCACAAUUUCAACCACAUAACUAGUGGAAUGCCAGACGCUUUGGUAGAGCAAGAAUUUUCAGCCAAUAAUGAUGACGAAAAUCGUUUUAAAGGAUACAAAGCUGGUACAAUAUUCUUCUAUAUUUCACCACGAUUGUGUGAAGAAAGAACAAACAAUGAAAAGAACAAUGAGCUGCUAUACGAUCUUUAUGAAGUACACGCAAAAGUUGUGGCCCCCCUUCCGGAUGACCCAAGUAUUGGCGCCGCAGCAACCACACUUGCAGCAAACCUUGCAUUAUACUUAUCUGAGCACGACAUUAUGUAUAAGGAAAAUCACGAAAGAGAAUUGAACAUUGGCGAUCACAGGAUAUCGAUGUUCUUGAUGCGGUUGGACAGUGUCAACAGUACCAAAAAUCAAGAAUGUCGUAUUGAGGUUGUGGUGGAGACAGAGGUUGAUGCACUGUUGAAGAUCAAGAUUAUCGGACUCAAGUUCGGAGCUCCAAUCACAUUGGUGAAACGCCAAAUCGUGGAAGUGUCUCGUCGAUUUCUGAAUGAGGAUUUUAACUUAUGGAGUGCUGGCUUUAGACGUGCUGGUGAGGUGGAUGAUUACUUUGGACCUGUUAAUUUCUAA
Molecule: messenger RNA, 1359 nt
Organism: Sclerotinia sclerotiorum 1980 UF-70
Lineage: Eukaryota; Fungi; Ascomycota; Leotiomycetes; Helotiales; Sclerotiniaceae
Exons: 3
Coding region: 1-1359 (452 amino acids)
Source: RefSeq, a predicted model, not a curated record